UUAUUGUUGUGUCCCAACGUAAUUCUAUAUAAAUGCUAUUUGUAUUUUUAUUUGAAGUUAAUAGGAAUUCAUUAGUUUCCCUCUCUUAAUUAAAACACUGGUUAUGAAUGCAUCACUCUCAUUUUCUUCACCAACUCCAACGAUGCGCCAGAUUCCAUUUCCCCUUAGAAGGCAGAAAAUUACAUGCUGGCAUUAUCAAGAUUGGUUUAGACAAUUGUUCCUUAAAGCUUUGCAACAAUCUCAUAGACAUGUAUGGCAAAUGUGGCCUUCUUGAUGAUGCCGUCCAACUGUUCGACGAAAUGCCCCAAAGAGAUUUAGCUUCAUGGGCCUCUGUUUUUACUGCACACAACGAAGCUAAUCACCCCCAGAAUACUCUUUUCCUCUUUCCCAACAUGUUUUUAGAUGGUCUUUGGCCUGAUCAUUUCGUUUUUGCUAGUGUUGUUAAGGCUUGUGCUAACUCGGGCGCGUUGAAAGUUGGCGAGAAAAUGGCGAUGGAGCACGGGACGGCGGAGGCGGUUAGUGGGUGUUGCAAAAAAGGACCUGGUUAUGCUUCUCCACUUGAAGCUAUGGAUGGUCCUAAAGAAUCUUUAAUUUAUGUCACCUGCAUUUAUACUGGAUCGGGAAGGGGUAAACCUGACUAUUUGGCUACAAUAGAUGUAGAUCCUAAUUCACCAUCUUAUUCAAAGGUAAUCCAUAGGCUGCCUAUGCCUUAUGAGGGUGAUGAACUACAUCAUUCGGGAUGGAAUUCCUGCAGUUCUUGUUAUGGAGAUCCAUCAGCUGCUCGACGAUAUCUUGUCCUGCCUUCACUAGUAUCAGGACGCAUUUAUGCAAUUGACACACAAAAGGAUCCAAGGGCUCCCAGUUUGUAUAAAGUUGUUCAGCCAGAUGACGUCAUCCAGAAGACAGGAUUAGCAUUCCCUCACACGGCUCACUGCCUCGCUUCUGGUGAGAUAAUGGUGUCGUGUCUCGGAGAUAAAGAUGGAAAUGCUGAGGGGAACGGAUUUCUUCUUCUUGAUUCAGACUUUAACGUGAAAGGAAGAUGGGAGAAACCAGGACAUAGUCCCCUCUUUGGUUAUGACUUCUGGUACCAGCCUCGGCAUAACACCAUGAUCAGUUCCAGCUGGGGAGCUCCAUCUGCUUUCACCAAAGGUUUCAACCUCCAGCAUGUUGCCGAUGGGCUUUAUGGUCGGCAUUUGCAUGUCUACACAUGGCCUGGUGGUGAACUCAAACAGACAUUGGAUCUUGGGAAUACUGGGCUCCUACCUCUAGAGGUAAGGUUCUUGCACAAUCCAUCUGAAGCAAUUGGGUAUGUGGGGUGUGCUUUGACCAGUAACAUGGUGCGAUUUUUCAAGAAUCCGGAUGGCUCAUGGGGCCAUGAGGUAGCUAUCUCAGUAAAACCAGUGAAAGUGCAGAAGUGGAUUCUUCCUGAAAUGCCUGGACUUAUUACCGAUUUUCUGAUCUCUCUAGAUGAUCGUUUUCUAUACCUGGCAAACUGGCUGCAUGGUGACAUUAGACAGUACAAUAUCGAAGACCCUGCUAAUCCUAAGUUGACUGGCCAAGUAUUUGUUGGAGGAGUAUUUCAAAAAGGGAACACUGUACUCGCUGAGGCUGAAGAUGGUUCAACAUAUCAAGUUGAUGUCCCAGAAGUCCAGGGACAUCGGUUGAGAGGGGGACCUCAGAUGAUACAAUUGAGUCUUGACGGGAAACGUUUGUAUGUUACAAACUCAUUGUUCAGUACAUGGGACCGUCAAUUCUACCCCGAAAUGGUGGAGAAAGGAGGUCACAUGUUACUAAUCGACGUUGACAGUGAGAAAGGUGGCCUUGCUAUAAACCCAAGAUUUUUCGUUGAUUUCGGAGCAGAACCUGAUGGUGCAUCUUUGGCUCAUGAAAUGAGGUAUCCUGGUGGUGACUGCACUUCUGAUAUUUGGAUAUGAGUGCCUAAAAUUUCAUCAAGAAUAAAGUCUGGUGACUCUGGUCUCAUGAUGUUGCAUUAUCUAUUGAAUAUCUUAGUUUAUUUUGUCAAUGAACAACUAACUCUCUCAAGUUUCAUGUACCUUAAAACUACACAUUUCAUUGGCUCAUUAUCUUGUUAUUCCUUUUUA
Messenger RNA from Solanum dulcamara, 2102 nucleotides. RefSeq names its product selenium-binding protein 2-like. The record is from RefSeq and is a predicted model, not a curated record. The transcript is spliced from 8 exons. NCBI's taxonomy places the organism in Eukaryota, Viridiplantae, Streptophyta, Magnoliopsida, Solanales, Solanaceae. Gene Ontology annotation, molecular function: selenium binding; protein binding. The coding region runs from base 108 to 1934 and encodes 608 amino acids.